Molecule: messenger RNA, 6149 nt
Organism: Oreochromis aureus
Lineage: Eukaryota; Metazoa; Chordata; Actinopteri; Cichliformes; Cichlidae
Product: adenylate cyclase type 8
Exons: 22
Coding region: 1-3660 (1219 amino acids)
Biological process (GO): adenylate cyclase-activating G protein-coupled receptor signaling pathway; intracellular signal transduction; cAMP biosynthetic process
Cellular component (GO): plasma membrane
Molecular function (GO): adenylate cyclase activity
Source: RefSeq, a predicted model, not a curated record
AUGGAUUAUGAUGAGCUGGAUGCACGCUCCUACCUCCUCCUGAUCCGAUACCAACAGCUGAGGUCAGCUGAGGUCGCCACCAUGGUGACCUUCGCUAACACAACGCAGGUCUCCCCCAUGCGGCUGCGUGAGCUGCCCUGUGUAACCCCCACCAUGUCCCCUGGCCUGCGGCGGAAAAAGAUGCUGUGGCAGAACGCAGUAAAACACAUCAUUAUCCAGCAGGAGCUCAGUGCCCAGUGUGGCUGUUUUUACACUAUCCAUUUGGGUGUUGAACCAGCACGCAAAAUCUUUGUGACAGAUACCUACAUAGAGGAGAUCAACAGGCAAAUCCGCAGCAAAGCCUCACGCGGGGUAACAAAGCGCCGUUCUUCCACGUUCAGAGUCCAGCCCUUGGUUCGCGAUUCCACCAGCACACACAGCAGCACCGGGGGUGCUUUUAACGACUACUCCAGCGACGCCGACUUCUUCGUCCACUGGGGUCGAACUGUCAGUGGUGUCUACAUACCCACGCUAUUGCACACCUUCAAGUCCCAUGACCUGGAGAAACUCUACCAGCAGCACUCUUCCACCCAAAGACGUAACUCUCUGGCCAUCACUAAUGUGAUAGACGUGGUGGCCAAGCUGCACAUGUUGGUUCUGUACCUGGCGUUGGCGCCGGAAGCUUCCACAGACACUUUGCGUGGCUGCCUGACGGGCAUGUUCAUGGUGUUAGCGACAGUUCUGUGCGUCAUAGUGUUAACCCACAAAGACUCCAUGUCCCCACAGUGGCUUCACUACGCCGGCCUCGCCAGCUGGUUGUCACAGACCACACAGGUGCUGGGGGGUCUGGUGUACGGACUAGAAAAAGACCCAUCGUGGUACCUUUUGUUCACUUUGUUCGCAACAUACACACUGCUGCCAUUACCUCUGCUGUGGGCCAUAUGUGCGGGCACCCUCUCCUCAAUGCUGCACAUUCUGGUGGAGAUAGUGUGCUGCUACAGUGAUGCUUUGCUUCUGAGAAAGGUGUUUGCCAAAGGCCUGCUGUACCUGGGGAUGAACACAGCUGGCUUGUUCAUUCACUACCUGACAGACCACGCCCAGCGACAGGUUUUCCUGGAGACCCGACGUUGCAUUGAAGGACGCCUCAAAUUAGAGCAAGAGAACCAAAGACAGGAACGCCUAGUUCUGUCGAUCCUGCCUCGCUUUGUUGCCUUGGAGAUGAUUGCUGACAUGGGUGCUAUGGAAGAUGAUCUAAACCCUCAAGAGUUUCACAAGAUCUAUAUCCACCAGUACAAAGAUGUCAGCAUCCUUUUUGCAGACAUCAAGGGCUUCACUUUGUUGUCUAUGAACCUGUCGGCCCAGGAUCUGGUUCGAACCCUCAAUGAGCUCUUUGGACGUUUUGACCGACUGGCAGAGGAACACCACUGCUUGCGGAUAAAGAUACUAGGAGACUGUUACUACUGUGUGUCAGGGGUUCCCGAGCCCCAGCGUGCCCAUGCCCGUUAUUGUGUUGAGAUGGGUCUGGCUAUGAUCAACACUAUACGGUAUGUACGGAAGCAGCUGAACUUCGACAUGGACAUGAGGAUCGGCAUCCACUCGGGCUCUGUCCUCUGUGGGGUAUUGGGUCUGCAGAAAUGGCAGUUUGAUGUCUGGUCCUGGGACGUGGGCAUCGCCAACAUGCUGGAAGCAGGGGGCAUACCUGGACGCAUCCACAUCUCAAGGGCAACUCUCGAUUGUCUAGAAGGCACCUACAAGACAGAAGAGGGCCAUGGUCGUGAUAGGAAUGCUUUCCUACGAAAAUAUAACAUUGACACCUUCCUCAUCUGCCCUCAGCAGGACAGAGACAAAGUUAACCACAUCGAGCCCCCCAAAGUUCAAAAACCAAUUCAAACCUGGAGUCCGGACUUACCUUUUAGGACAGUCGUUGACAUGAACAGCAUUCUAGCUGCUUUUACAAAUGGCUCAAUGCCCACCCUUUGGCAGUCCAACUCAAGAGAGAUUAACAAACGCAUCAAGCAUGCCAUCGAGCUUCGAAGUAGUGAGCGUAUGCACAGAGAGCACAUCACACCACUGACCCUUGUCUUCAAGGACACAAACAUCGAAGACAAGUUCUCCCAGAUGAGAGAUGAAAUGUUCAACUCCAAUCUGGUCUGCUCCUUCAUCCUGCUUCUGUUUCUCAUGGCUGCCCAGACCCUCAUCCCUGCCCCCAGACUGUUCCCUGCUGUCCUCCAGUUUUCAGUCUUUCUGCUUGCCCACGUGCUGCUGCUACUGGUUGCCCUUGCCGAAGAGUUCAAGUGGACUCCUUCAUCACUGCAGCACUUCUGCUGCUGGAUCCAUGAAAACAACAGUGCCCGUAACCUGUUUACCCUCAUAGCGAUCUUCAUCAACUUUGGGUUGGCCUCUACUGACAUGGUGUGGUGCAUCCUCAUGAACACAGGAGAGGCUGACAUAACUGAGAAGACUGGCACAGGCUCACGUCCACUCACUGUCUGCACUUAUCCUGAGAUUUUCGUGUUGAGCGGGGUGAUUGCCAUGGUGACGUGUGCGGUGUUUUUGCGUCUGAACUCUCUGCUGAAGCUGGCAACGCUGCUGCUAGCAGUGGCUGUCUACUCCUACCUCAGCCACCUCGCCUUUGUCUCACUCACGCGCCACGAUAUGCUGCACAGGUCUCACUAUGUCAGAAGAAAUGGAAUUUCCUUCCUUCUCAUGGCCAUGUUUAUUGUUGCCGUCUUCUAUAAUGGACGUCAGUGGGAGGCUACUGCCAGACUGGACUUCCUGUGGCGUCUGCAGGCCCAGCAGGAGGUGGCGGACAUGAGGGAGUUGCGGGAACACAAUGAGUGUCUGCUAUACAACAUCCUACCAGUUCAUGUAGCUCAGCAUUUCUUGGACCGGAGCAAGCAUGAUGAGGAUCUUUACUCCCAGUCCUAUGAUGAAGUGGGCGUCAUGUUUGCCUCCAUCACUGGGUUCGAUGAGUACUUCGAGGAGAAAGAGAUCAAGCAUGAAGGAGUGGAAUGCCUCCGCCUACUCAAUGAGAUAAUUGCCAGCUUUGAUGAGCUGUUUGAGGAGCCGUAUUUUCACCAUGUGGAGAAGAUUAAGACAAUUGGGAGCUGCUACAUGGCGGCAUCGGGUUUAGCUCCAGAUAAACAGAAAUCAAUGGAUGAAUGGAACCACCUGAGCGAGCUGGUUUUGUUUGCAUUGGCGAUGCAGGAGACCUUGAAAGAGAUUAUUAGGAACUCUACUCAACGCUUUCAGCUGCGUGUGGGCAUUGCUCACGGGCCUGUGGUCGCUGGGGUGAUCGGUGCCACCAAACCGCAGUACGAUAUCUGGGGCUCCACAGUGAACUUAGCCAGCCGCAUGGACAGCACAGGUGUGAGCGGACGCAUCCAAGUACCCGAAGCCACUCGAAGGAUCCUGACAGAUUGGGGCUUCAUCCUGGAGCUGCGUGGAGAAAUAUUCGUCAAAGGGGUAAGUGAGCACCAGGGGAAAGUCCGCACCUACUUCAUCAGGACCGUGCGCGGUAAGAUGGCCAACGAUGGGACAGAUGGCCGCCUGGCAGGGCAGACAGGAGGACGCAUGACGCUGGCAGAGGUGGUGUUCAGUCUCGUCCAGGCUAGACACAAGGAGAAGAUGAGAGAGGGCAACAGGAGGUUCAAUCGGACUCCCUCCAGACUGCAGCGCUGAGGGGACUGUCAGGGUCAAAUGGCUGCACGUAGGCCAGGACACACUGCAGCCAUAUUCCUUUAAUGCUUUGCCAUAACUGAAUUAGCUUCACAGACAAAAUACUGAGCUACCUGUGGCAGGAGCCCAAUCCUGUUUAAGCCUUGUUUCUUCCAAGACUGCAUCAUACCCAUCUUUUUUGGCAUCUCAAGAAAAUUUUGGACAAGUUAAUAGGAAUUUAUGGGAAAUCAUCCAUGCUCAUAUUUCUUGACUUCUGGACCAAAACGUUCAUCUUGCAUGACACACCGAGUGGUAUGUGGUCUGAACUUUAGUUGGUUAGAAGUUAACUGAGCUAUCUAAUCAAAGUUCUGGCCUUUUACCUUUCACAAGUAUGUUGUAAGCAGUGCAAAGUGCUUUUUCAUCACUAUUAUUGCCAUAUCUAUACACUAUAAGCACUGAUAUGAAGGUUGUUUUGUAAAAAGAAAAAGAAAAAGAAAGAAAGAAAAAAUCAACAUGUCUUUAUGUUUGCUGGGAUAACACAUCAGCAAGACUCCAGACCUCCAAGCAAAACACUACCUCUUAGUACAAAUUCUCCUAGACUACAAAUGGCCAAUAUAGAAUGAUGUUUGUUUGUUUGUUUGUUUGUUUGUUUGUAUUAUCUUAAUUAGUACAUUUAUGUUGUGAAGUCAAGCAUUAUUUCUUCUUUAUAUCCAAUAAUUUCAUAUAUGUUAAAGAGAUUUUGGUCACUAUAAUUCACUCAUGCAACAUAAUCCAAAAAGAAAAAAAUCCCUUUAUUUAUAAAGUGAUUGCUGCUCGGUUUACUUUUGUAAAUACUGUAUUUGCAUAGUUUCCACUGAGCCAGUAUUUCUUGUUUUCUAUCUUGUCAGAGUCAGUGUUGUUCUGGAUUUAUGAGAUUCAGAAGAUGAACACUGAAACAGUUUUAAUGCCAAAAACACCUUACAUAUCACUGUAUUCCUCUUACUGUCAUGGUAAAAAGGAAAGCACAACCUCUGUCAGUACUAAGGUUCUUUGUGUUAGGACCUAAAAAAAAUCAUUUCAUCCUUACAAGAUCUUAAAAGCAUUGAAAUACAACCUCAGAUGAAUAACACCACAUGUAGAAGCAGUGUGUGAAAGACAAGGUACACUAAGUCCACCUCCAUAGCUUGUAGAACCACAUUUAGCAGCAAUAACUUGAUGUAAAUGUUUUCUGUAAAACUUUAUCUAUGUGAAGGUCCUCAGUCAUCCAGGUCAUGGUAAUCCAAGGGGCUUGGAAAGAAAAGCGAGUGGACUCCUUUAAGUUUCACCUCUCAUCCGUGAAGCUUCUUCAUUUCUACGAUCAAUUGGUGGAGAGUCCCAUAUUUAGGCCCUAAUAAACUGGCCAGCCAGCCUUUGUAAUAUUGUUUGCAGGCAAUCAUUUAUGCACAGCUCUCUUUCAGUAUUUCAGUCAGUUAAGGUCUGGUCUUUGACCAGGCCAUUGCAACACCUUGAUUCUUUUCUUUUUCAACCAUUCUGUUGUAGAUUUGUUUCUGUGCUUGGGAUCAUUUUCCUGUUCAAUGACUCAAUUACAAUUUUUCCCAUGUGACUCUAGAAUACUUAGGAAUACAUAGGAAUGACUGCAAGGUCCUGUUGCUGCAAAACAAGCCCAAAGUAUUACAAUUCCUCCACCGUGCUUGAGAGCUAGUAUGAGGUGCAUGUGCUGAUAUGCUAUGUUUUCACCAAAUAUGAUGCUGUGCGUUGUAGCAAAAGAUAUUAUAAUAGUGAGAUAUAUAAUAUAAUAGUGAGAAUAAGCUUUCUCACUAUAGAAUGAUGGACAUCAAAUUGUUUGGAAGUUUCUUUAUAAACCUUCCCGCACUGAUAGGCAGCCUUUUCUCCUUGGCAUUGUGUUAACACACACCUGAAUGCAGCAGACCAUCAAACUGCCAAAAGUUCUACUUCUAUAUAGGUGCUCAUACUCACUGACAAUCAAUUAAUCAAGUGCAUUUAAUUAGCAAGACCUGUCUGCUACUUACUCUGUUAAUUCCUAUGGAAACAGUAAGAGUGCACUUAGUUUUUCACACUCUGCUUCUGCACUUUGGCUUAGUUUUUGUGGACGACACAGUGUAAUAUGUCAUAUGUUGAUGUUAUUUUGUUGUUCAACUGAAGUUUUGGUCCUAACUAAGAACCAGAGUGAUUAUGUCCAGAUAUGUAAAAUGGUGUACUUUCUUUUUUCUUUUCUUUUUUUUCUAUUUACCUUGAUCAUUUAUUAAAAUCAAACAAAUCGUGAUGUAGGAAUGUUUUACAUUGCAGGUCUGAUUCAAACUGACACAAAUUCACGUCAGUCUUUAUUUUGUUUGUCUUUUAACUUCAAAUAUUAAUGUUAAGCUCCUCUAUGGGACUUUGUGCAGUUUUUAAAUAGAUAACAAAGACAUGUUUAAUUAUUGCUACAGUAUAGAAAUGUUCACAGCGAAUAGUACGUCUGUAUCAGCAAAACUUUUUACUUCAUUUUUUUAAUAUAAUUUUUACAAAAACAUUCA